AUGACCUGGACGCGCCCCAACUCGUACUCGCACUUCCGCCAGCCGGCGACGACCGCCAAUUCGCUCUACGCCAAGCACCUCGAGAAGGACUCGUGCGGCGUCGGCCUCCUCGCCCACCUCAAGAAGCAGCCGUCGCGCAAGGUUGUCGUCGAAGCCAACGACAUGCUUGUGCGCAUGAGCCAUCGCGGCGGCUGCGGCUGUGAUCCCGCCUCCGGCGACGGCGCUGGCAUGCUUGUUGGGAUGCCGCACUCGUUCAUGGGCCGCGUCGCCCGCGAAGGCCAGUUUGGUGCACCGCUCACGCAGCCGCUCACGCCCGAGCGCUACGCGGUCGGCAACAUCUUCUUCCGCAAGGACCGCGACAUCUCGAGCAGCAAGGCGCAGUUUGACGCGCUCGCGGAAGAACUCAACUUGGCGUCCUUGGGCUGGCGCGUCGUGCCGACGGUCAACGAUGCGCUCGGCGCGACGUCCAAGGCGUCCGAGCCGCACAUUGAGCAAGUGCUCGUCGUCCCGCCCGAGUCCAUGUCAACGUCGGACUUUGAGAAGGAGCUGCUCCGAUUGCGUGUCGUGGGCACGGCUCGGAACGACGCCAGCGAGAUGUAUGUGUGCUCGCUCUCCAACCAAACGAUCACGUACAAGGGCCAGCUCACGCCGUCCCAGCUCCUCCCGUACUACAAGGACCUCCAGACGGACGACUUUGCGUCGCACGUCGCGAUGGUGCACUCGCGCUUCAGCACCAACACGUUCCCGUCCUGGGACCGCGCGCAGCCCAACCGCGUCAUGUGCCACAACGGCGAAAUCAACACGCUCCGCGGCAACAAGAACUGGAUGUUUGCCCGCGGCUCCAAGGCCCACAACAAGUACUUUGGCCAAGCGACCGCGUCGCUCUUGCCCGUCUGCUCGGACGGCAUGAGCGACUCGGGCAACUUUGACUCGGCGCUCGAACUGCUCUCGAAGGCCAGCUCGUGCGAUCGCACGCUGCCGGAAACCAUGAUGAUGAUGAUCCCGGAGGCGUGGCAGAACAACCCGCACCUCUCACCCGAGAAGCGCGCCAUGUACCAGUACAACGCCUGCCUCAUGGAGCCGUGGGACGGCCCGGCCAUGAUUGCUUUCUGCGACGGCAAGUCGGUCGGUGCGUCGCUCGACCGGAAUGGUCUCCGUCCGUCGCGCUAUUAUGUGACCAAAGACGGCCACGUGGCGCUCUCGAGCGAAGUCGGUGUUCUCGAAGACUUGGCCGAAGCCGACGUGGUCUCCAAGCACCGGCUUGAGCCCGGCAAGAUGUUUUACGUCGACUUUGACCAAGGCCGCAUCGUCUCGGACGAAGAGAUCAAAAAACAAGUGGCGACGAGCCGGCCGUUUGGCGAGUGGGUCCAGAAAAACAUGGUGUCGCUGCAGUCGCUGCCCGUGCCGUCGCCGGCGGCGCCCAUGCGCGUCUCCAAGGACGCUCUUCGGCGCCUGACCAUGUUUGGCUUUACAACCGAGACGAUGGACAUGCUUCUCAUGCCCAUGGGGCUCAACCACAAGGAACCGCUCGGUUCGAUGGGCAACGACGCGCCGCUCGCCGUGCUCUCGGAGCUCCCGAAGGCGCCGGCCGAGUACUUCAAACAGCUCUUUGCCCAAGUGACCAACCCGCCGAUUGACCCGAUCCGCGAAGAGCUCGUCAUGAGUCUCCAGUGCCCCGUCGGACCGGAAGAAAAUAUUUUGGACGCGACGCCCCAACACGCGUCACGCCUCAUUGUCGAGCACCCGGUGCUGACGCUGGACGACGUGCACAAGCUCAAGACGACAACGCACCCGAAAUGGGCGGCCACGACGCUCGAUGCGACCUUUGCCGUCAACAGCGGCCCGCGCGGCCUCGCCGACGCCCUCGACCGGCUCUGCGAAGACGCGACGACCGCUGUGGCGCAGGGCAAGUCGGCGCUCCUCUUUUCCGAUGUUCGCGCGGGCGACGGGCGGCUUCCGAUUCCGUCGCUCCUCGUCGUCGGUGCUGUGCACCAGCACCUCUUGCAGACGCAGCAGCGCACGUCAGUGGCGCUCUUUGUCGAGGCCGGCGAUGCCAAGGAAGUCCACGACUUUGCGACGCUCCUCGGCUUUGGCGCCGAUGCCGUGUGCCCCCACAUGGCGUACGAGGCCCUCGCCCACAUGAAGGACGAAGGUUUGCUCAAGGCGUAUGCCAAGCGCGACCUGUCGAACGAAGAGCUCCAGCUCAAUUACCAAACCGCGAUCGGGAAGGGCUUGCUCAAGGUCAUGUCCAAGAUGGGAAUCUCGACGCUCCAGUCGUACAAGGGCGCCCAGGUGUUUGAGGCCGUCGGUCUCGGGCCGGACGUGAUCAACCGGUGCUUCAAGGGCACGACGUCGCGCCUCCAAGGCAGCGACCUCGCGAUUCUCUACGACGAUGUGGCCAAACUCCACGCGCUUGCGUAUGCCCAAACCGCGCACAGUCUCCGCAACCCGGGGCAGUACCACGCGCGCGAAGGCGGCGAAGUGCACUUCAACUCGCCCGCGUCGAUCGUCGCGCUGCAGAUGGCCGCGCGGGAAAACUCACGCGAGGCGUACAACACGUACCGCGACGCCACUGUCGCCGCUGCCCGCAAGGUGACGCUGCGUGGGCUCUUGGACUUCAGCACGGUGCCGGCCGACGAAAUGCCGUCGCUGGCCGAGAUGGAGCCCGUCUCGGAAAUUGUCAAGCGCUUCAACACGGGCGCCAUGUCGCUUGGCUCGAUCUCGCAAGAGACUCACGAGGCGCUGGCCGAGGCCAUGAACCGACUCGGUGGGCGCUCCAACACGGGUGAAGGCGGCGAGGACCCGCGCCGGUAUGCUCCCGAGAAUGGCAAGCCCAACAAGAAGCGGUCGGCGAUCAAGCAGGUCGCCAGCGGCCGCUUUGGCGUCACGAUGGACUACCUCACGAAUGCGGACCAGCUCCAGAUCAAGAUGGCUCAGGGCGCCAAGCCUGGCGAGGGCGGCGAACUUCCGGGUCAUAAGGUCUCGGACUACAUUGCAGCGCGCCGUCACACGACGCCGGGCGUCGGCCUCAUCUCGCCGCCGCCGCACCACGACAUUUACUCGAUUGAAGACUUGGCGCAGCUCAUCCACGACCUCAAGAACGCCAACCCCGUGGCCGAGAUCAGCGUCAAGCUCGUGUCCGAAGUCGGCGUCGGCGUCGUUGCCGCCGGUGUUGCCAAGGCCAAGGCCGAGCACAUCACCAUCAGUGGUCACGACGGUGGCACGGGUGCGUCGUCCUGGACCGGCGUCAAGCACGGAGGUCUUCCAUGGGAGCUCGGUCUCGCGGAAGCCCAGCAAACGCUCGUCCUCAACAACCUCCGGUCCCGCGUCAAGCUGCAGACGGACGGACAGCUCAAGACGGGCCGGGACGUGGUGAUUGCGGCGCUCCUUGGCGCGGAAGAGUUUGGCUUUGCGACCGCCCCGCUCAUCGCGCUCGGCUGCAUCAUGAUGCGCAAGUGCCACCUCAACACGUGCCCCGUCGGUGUCGCGACGCAGGACCCGGAGCUGCGCAAAAAGUUUGCCGGUACCCCGGAGCACGUGGUCAACUUUCUCUGGCUCCUCGCCGAAGAAGUGCAAGAGAUUGUGCGGUCGCUCGGCGCCACGUCCCUUGACGAGCUCGUCGGCCGCGCCGACUUGCUGCACGUCGACCCCACGGCGCUCCACGACAAGACCGCGCUCCUGGACUUUGGCCCGCUCCUCGUCAACGCACAGACGCUCAACCCGGACAGCGCCGUGCGCUACAACCCCGCCCACCAGCAAGACCACGGUCUGGACCAGAUCCUCGACCAAAAGUUGUUGGCGGCGUGCGAGAACGCCAUUCAAGAUGGCACGCCCGUCCAAGUGCACCUUCCGAUCUCGAACGUCAACCGCACGGUGGGCACGCUCCUCUCCCACACCAUCACGUCCAAGUACGGCGCUGACGGGUUGCCAAGUGGCACGAUCGCACUGCACUUGACGGGCCACGCCGGUCAGUCGCUCGGCUUUGGCUUGUGCCCCGGUGUCCUCUUGCACGUGCAUGGCGACGCCAACGACUAUGUCGGCAAGGCGCUCAGCGGCGGUACCAUCGUCGUCGCCCCGUCUGAGACUGCGCUUCAUGGUCAGACGAUUGCUGGCAACGCCGUGCUCUAUGGGGGCACGAGCGGCGCGGCCUUCUUCGCCGGCAAGGCGGGCGAGCGCUUCGCCGUGCGCAACUCUGGUGUCGAUGCGGUCGUCGAAGGCGUCGGGGACCACGGCUGCGAGUACAUGACGGGCGGCCACGUGGUCGUGCUGGGCCCCACGGGGCGCAACUUUGGCGCCGGCAUGUCGGGCGGAAUUGCUUACGUCUAUGACCCGACGGCGGCGCUUGCGCCCAAGUGCAACCUCGCCAUGAUCGACCUCGAGCCGCUCGACAUGCUCGACGACGACCGCGUGCACGACCUCCUCACGCAGCAUCUGGCGCACACGGGGUCGCCCAUGGCGCGACGCGUCCUCGACGACUGGUCGAACGCCAAGCACGCGUUCAUCAAGGUGAUGCCCGAAGACUACAAGGCCGUCCUUGCGGCGGCGCCGGUCCUCGCGUCCACGGCUACCUCGACGUCGCCGCAGAAGCUGCAGCUCUAG
Messenger RNA from Saprolegnia diclina VS20, 4599 nucleotides. Its product is annotated as NADH-dependent glutamate synthase 1. The record is from RefSeq and is a predicted model, not a curated record. Lineage: Eukaryota; Oomycota; Saprolegniomycetes; Saprolegniales; Saprolegniaceae. The coding region runs from base 1 to 4599 and encodes 1532 amino acids. Gene Ontology annotation, molecular function: glutamate synthase activity. The transcript has 22 exons.